AUGGCAUUAGAGUUGAACGGUGUUCGAUCUGUUUUAGCAUUGGCAAGAAAAGGAAAAGAGGUAGUGCCACUAGAUUUGAUUCAAAUCCUUGGAAGCAAAAAGACGACCAAGGAAGCAUGGGACACACUAAUAUCAUGCGGGCCGGAGUUGAACAUGUUUGAGAAGCCAAAUGAGGGGGUGGAGGCUUUAGGCAUUCGACUUGCGGUGAUCGUCAACAAGCUCGAGGUGUUGGGCAAUCUAGUGUCUGAGCAUAAGGCAUUGCUCAAAUUCCUUCGUAGAGUGUCGUGUACAUACAAGCAUAUGGCUAUGGUGAUUGAGUCACUCGUCGACCUGAAAACGUUAUCCAUUAAGGAACUCACAGGUCGGCUCCUAGUCGUAGAGGAGCGUGGAAAACUCGAUGAUGUUAGAUUUUCUAAAUUUUGCGAGGAGAACAACAUUAAGCACAACACUACGACUUCCUACACACCACAACAAAAUGGCAUUGUAGAGAGGCGUAACCAGAUAGUAGUAGAGAUGGUACAUUAUCUUAUGAAGUCAAUGAAAAUACCAGACAUCUACAAUCCUACUAAUGAGGUCGUUAAUGUCAAAGUAUUUGGACUUUGUAUUUUGGUUGUUGAGGAGCUUAAAAGCGUGGACAAUGAACUUGUUAAUGUGUAUUGGAAGGAUGCCAUGGAGGAAGAGAUGAAGUCGAUUUUUGAGAACAAGACAUGGGAGCUUGUGUCACUUCCAACUAGUCAUCGAGCCAUCGGACUGAAAUGGGUGUUCAGAGUUAUAAAAGACCCCGAUGACAACAUCGUGAAGCACAAUGCGAGACUCAUCGCAAAAGGAUAUGCGUAG
This is a messenger RNA of Impatiens glandulifera, 837 nucleotides long. RefSeq lists its product as uncharacterized. Lineage: Eukaryota; Viridiplantae; Streptophyta; Magnoliopsida; Ericales; Balsaminaceae. Gene Ontology annotation, molecular function: nucleic acid binding. The coding region runs from base 1 to 837 and encodes 278 amino acids. The record is from RefSeq and is a predicted model, not a curated record. The transcript is spliced from 5 exons. Gene Ontology annotation, biological process: DNA integration.